AUGGUACCCCUAAUUACGGCCCCUGAUGGUAAUUGUUUUUACAAUGCUGUUAAAGUACUAAUGCCAAAGUUUGAGGCAAGUCCUGCGGAACUUCUAGUUCGAGCAAAUGUUGAAUUAGUAGUAAAACUGAAAGAUUACCAGCAAACAUACCCCCAUUGUACAGAUUUUAUUGAUCCGUUUCGUCAAUAUCAAAGAACAGAAAUGAUCUAUGAUAAGAAGGAUUCUACAUUGUGGGAGAUUUUAGCACUAUGCAAUAUUCUUCAAUGUUCAAUCCGAUCUGUUUAUCCAAAGAUUAAUGAAGAUACUGAUGAAGCUGGAAUGUCAUAUCUUCUUAAUAAAACAUUUC
Didymodactylos carnosus is the source of this 346-nucleotide messenger RNA. The record is from the annotation of a GenBank genome assembly. Lineage: Eukaryota; Metazoa; Rotifera; Eurotatoria; Philodinida; Philodinidae.